Messenger RNA from Morus notabilis, 959 nucleotides. RefSeq names its product protein BOLA1, chloroplastic. The record is from RefSeq and is a predicted model, not a curated record. The transcript is spliced from 2 exons. The coding region runs from base 208 to 510 and encodes 100 amino acids. NCBI's taxonomy places the organism in Eukaryota, Viridiplantae, Streptophyta, Magnoliopsida, Rosales, Moraceae.
UAGAGAGUUUAGGGUUCAAGAGUUCUUCUUUCAUACAAAAUGGGAAUAAUUGGAAAUUUGAAUUACUUUUAAUCCCAAUCUCUCGUUUGUGGCGCUAUCCCAAGAAGUCCAAUUCUUCUUUUUGCUCAUCAAAUCAAAAUCAGAUAAAAUUAAACAAACUCCUUUGAUUGAAUCUCAUCUCAUUUCUCAUUGAUUAUUAAGAAGAAAAUGGCGUCGGUGGGAGGAGUGGUGAGUCGGGCGAGCAGAAUGAGGACGAAGCUUCAAUCGGCGUUGGAAGCGAUUGUUUUGGAAAUCGAAGACGUCUCCCACCAGCACGCCUCGCACGCCGCCAUGAAAGACAGCAACGCCCAAGAGACGCACUUCAACGUCAAAAUCGUGUCUCCCAAAUUCCAUGGCCAAACCCUCCUCAAACGACACCGCAUGGUCUACGCCGCUCUCUCCGACGAGCUUCACUCCGGUCUCCACGCCCUCUCCAUCGUCGCCAAAACUCCCGACGAGCAAUCUAGUUGAUGGGGAAGAGCUAAAAGAACCCGGUUUUUUGCUCGGUUUGAGAAUGUUGCCUCUCACCAACUGUUGCAAGACCGGAUGCAUAAUUGUUAUUCUGCUGUUUCCGUUUUUCGUUCACUUGUUAGCGCCCAAUUAGCUGAAGUGGAAAGUCAUGGGAAGAAGUUUCUAGGUUGAGAUAUUUACAAUAUUAUUAUCAAGGUAUGCAACGCUUUGCUCUCAGAGUUUUACCAAUAUAGUGCGUUAUACAUAUAGCUUCUGAUGGUGAUUGAUUUUUUGCCAAGUUAGUAAUGAAAUUAAGAUCUUGUUCGCCACUGAUUUUCUCACAAAUACUUCUUAUAUACCAAAAAUGAUUGUUUAAUGGGAUCAAGAGAGUUGCUUAUAAUCCAAAAUUAACGAGAAGCUAGUACAAAGAAAGAGCCAAAUGAUCAUUAUUGAUGAGGACAACAGUAUGA